AUGUCCAACUUGGAAAUCUUGGACUUGAGGCAGAAUCUCGUUCAAGGACACAUUCCGCCCGAGAUAAGUAAUCUUAUAAAUCUAAGGAUACUUCGUCUGGCAUUUAACCAACUUUCUGGUUCUGUCCCUUCAGUCAUUUACAACAUUUCCUCCCUACACAUGAUUUCUCUUACAUCUAACAGUCUAUCUGGCAGUUUACCAGAAGAUAUAUGUCGCCAUCUUCCAAAUCUUGAGGCAUUUUACUUGACCUUAAACGAGUUCUCUGGUCAAAUUCCAUCAAGUAUAGAUGAAUGCAGGUGUCUUCAAAAUUUAAGAUUAGACUCAAACAGAUUCAGUGGCAGCAUUCCAAGGAGUAUUGGAAAUUUAACGAGGCUCAAAGUGCUAUACCUGAGUGGAAAUAAUUUGGAAGGAAAUCAUUUGAGCUUGGAGAUAUUUUCUGCCCCAAAUCUGAGGCUUGUUGGUCCAAUCCCAGCUUCCAUCUAUAACCUUUCUUCUUUAACAGAAAUUUAUGUCUAUAGCACAGUCUCUCUUGCAGUGCUUGAUAUUUCUGACAAUGAAUUUUCAGGCCACAUUCCAAGAAGUAUAGGAAAUUUAACCAAACUUAAGGAGAUAUAUCUAAGUCAUAAUGAUUUAGAAGGUGAAAUUCCGUGGGAGAUUGGGAAUCUUAUUUCAUUGGAGAUAUUAGCUGCAUCAUCUAUGCGCUUAAGUGGGUUGAUUCCACAUUCCAUCUUCAACAUUUCUUCUUUGAAAGCAGUUAGUUUCGCAAACAAUAGUCUAUCAGAAAAGCUCUAUUUCGACAACGAAUAUCUUCAUCUCAUAAGUGCUCUUGAACAUUGGAAACUAGAGUUGUCUUUAUCUGGCGAGACUUGCGAUUGGAUCUUGUCCAAUAUUUUGCCUUAA
Molecule: messenger RNA, 900 nt
Organism: Durio zibethinus
Lineage: Eukaryota; Viridiplantae; Streptophyta; Magnoliopsida; Malvales; Malvaceae
Source: RefSeq, a predicted model, not a curated record